This is a messenger RNA of Astyanax mexicanus (Mexican tetra), 1841 nucleotides long. It is a transcript of the gene elob, whose product is annotated as elongin B. Gene Ontology annotation, molecular function: protein binding. Gene Ontology annotation, biological process: transcription elongation by RNA polymerase II. The coding region runs from base 124 to 483 and encodes 119 amino acids. The transcript has 4 exons. NCBI's taxonomy places the organism in Eukaryota, Metazoa, Chordata, Actinopteri, Characiformes, Acestrorhamphidae. Gene Ontology annotation, cellular component: VCB complex; elongin complex. The record is from RefSeq and is a predicted model, not a curated record.
UGUUAUAAGAACAGUGGAGCUGAAUGAAGUGUUGAUGAGUGUUGUUGUGGAGCAGCUGCACAAAGGCGGAGUAAUGAGCGCAGUGCAGUGUGGGACAGUGGAGGACUGCGACCGGUAACAGAAAUGGAUGUGUUUUUGAUGAUCAGACGUCACAAGACGACCAUCUUCACAGAUGCUAAGGAGUCUACUACAGUCUAUGAACUCAAACGUAUUGUGGAAGGCAUCCUGAAGCGACCGCCUGAGGAACAGAGACUUUACAAGGAUGACAUGUUGCUAGAAGACAGCAAGACUCUUGGAGACUGUGGAUUCACAAACCAGACAGCAAGACCCCAGGCUCCAGCCACAGUAGGACUGGCCUUUCGCGUCAGCGAUGAUGCAUUUGAGCCUCUGAGAGUGGAACCGUUCUCCAGUCCUCCUGAACUGCCCGAUGUGAUGAAGCCCCAGGACUCCGGCAGCACUGCCAACGAGCAGGCGGUGCAGUGAAGCAAUGGAGGACACACACCAGAGGGCAGGAUGGGGGAGAUAAAGGGAGGGGAACUGGGGGGGAAACAUCAGGCAUGUAGAGGAUUAGUUUGAACGUGGCAGUGUGUUGAGAUGUGAAGGGAAACUUGGGUGGGGGGGGAUGCAUGAGGUAGAGUGAUCCUGUGUGAUGCUGUGACUUUUGCUGAAAUUUUGAAUUAUUCUCCUUUGCAGCCCUUCUCUAGCCACUGGCUCUCUGACUGACUGUGUUAAUCUCGAACCCUUCAUGCACCCGGUCUCUGUGCGAAGGUCGUGACCCGCCACCCCGCCCCCUGUAUACGCUUGGGCACGUUUUUGAUUUGUUCAUGUGUCUCCAUGCAUUUCUGGUAUUAAUCGCUCAUUGGUCAGACUGCUGAGGUCUAGAGGAGGGGUGGUGAAAUUGCAGACUAUUUAAAAAUCAUACUUUUUAUUUAAUUCACAUGUUUAAGUUUGGAAAAUUGAGCUUUAUGUGCUUUGUGUGUUUUGGCCUUGUGUAAAGGGUGGGUGGGUUUUUUUUUUUGAGGGCUGGAGUGGCUGUGCAGUUUUACAGUGCCCACUAGAAUUGUAUUAACAGUUUGUUCUGUGUUCAUGAAUAUUAACUAUUAUUAUUAUUAUUAUUGUUAUUCAUUGUUUGGGGCCCUCAAUUACUCAGUUUUACCAAGAGCCAUUGGGGGAUGUUGAAGGUUGACGUUGCAGUUUUACGUUCUCUUGUAAUUUAGCAAAAUGCGUGUGAAACUGCACAGAAACCAGAACAGGCGUUGAAGUCCUGUCCCCCUGACGUCGCUAAGAAAAAUCCAUACUCCACAGCUAGGUGAUAGGUUCAUUGUAGAAAUAUUUGUUGUGCAUUUUUGCUUCUGGACGUGUUUUUUGCUUUUCUUUCCAUCACCAUACUGGAAUGUUUUGUCUCCUGUUCUUCUAUCAUGUUUCAUUUGAAAAACAAAGCAGUGUCAUUUUGUUUGAUUCCCUUAUUUUGUAUUUAAACCAAAGGGGAAGUGUAAACGCAUGGUCGACUUUUUUUUUUUUCUUUGUGUGCGAGUGAGUUAGUGUGUGUGUGUGUGUGGGUGGUUGAGAGAAUGGCUUGAGUUACAUUUUGCAGACCAGUAAGAACAAGGCGUAGUUGCAUAAACCUUUUGAUUGUUUAGUUUUAACAAAUGCUGACAUAGUGUUCAUCCCAGAAACAGAACUCCUGCUGUCUUGUUUUUGAGAACUUGCUUUUUCUCAGUGGUGCGAAUGGUUCCUCACAGCGCUCUUUUUGGAAAAUAAAAAAGGAAGAAACCCUGAUGAACAACGCAAUGCAGCAGUAUCUGUAAUCAUGUUUAAAUUAAAAACAGACCCUUUUCACA